This is a messenger RNA of Hevea brasiliensis (rubber tree), 489 nucleotides long. RefSeq lists its product as uncharacterized. Bases 1 to 489 code for a protein of 162 amino acids. NCBI's taxonomy places the organism in Eukaryota, Viridiplantae, Streptophyta, Magnoliopsida, Malpighiales, Euphorbiaceae. The record is from RefSeq and is a predicted model, not a curated record. The transcript has a single exon.
AUGGACACCAGAACAUCUUCUGCUGCCCUUAGAUAUAAAAAUGACAAUAAUAGAAAAGAUCCUGCUUGGAAGUAUGUGCAUUUAUUCAAGCCACCAAAUACAAAUGAUCUUGUUUCUAACUUUUGUAAUAAAGUUACAAAGGGAGAGAUUUACAGACCAAAGCAACAUUUGGCUGGGGGACAUCGCAAUGUCCCCAUAUGUAAAAGGUGUCCAGCACAUGUACGUGAAGAAAUACAAGACUAUAUGCUAAAAAAGGUUGCAGCUAUGGACUUCGAUAAAACUUCUUUUCCUGAUUUUGAAGAUGUUAAGAGGAUGAAUGAUGAUGAAGACGAAAAUGAAAUUAGUGCAAACAUAGAAGUUUCACAGCAAGGAAGUAGUAAAGUUGCAAAUAUGAGAAAGAAGUCAAGGACAAAGGGUCCUAUUGAUGUAUUUUUUGCUCAAAAUGCAGAAAGGGCAGAGAAAGAUAGGAAAAAUGCAAAGUUGAAAUAA